UAUUAUACAAUUGUGGCAUAGCGUCAAAACUGCCAAGUCGAAAUAAAACGUUAUAUAUAUUCGAAGCAUAACAUAGUGAAUGAAACAUGUAGGUGAACGUUCUCUCUUAUAGUUCGCGUAUAAUAAAAUGGUAGUUAUUUCAUAUCGACAAUUUCGAAAAAAAUAACCAUGCGAAUUCUCAAUGACAAUUCAGCGUAAAGUUUUAUUGCAAUAUUGUCUGCACUUUGUGAUAAUGCGCACGUUAAGAGCACGGAGGCGGGUUGAUAAGCAAGUAUACGUUUCUCGAGUUGAAUAAAAAAUGAGUCGGAAUAUUUACCUACUAUCGUGUCAAUGUAGUGAACGGAUCAUCGACAUCAGUUACAGUCAUUAUCUAGACCCGAUGGCAGGUGAAAGAUGGAAAAACGAUAUCGCGUAUGCGAUGACCCCAUUCAAAUUGAUUGCGUGGCCCAUCGGCGUUUGGCCGCUGCAACAUUACAACUUCUAUUCAUUAUUACGCAGUGCCCUGGGCACUUGCGGUGCGGGUGUAAUGGUGAUCUUGCCUUCCAUUGAACUAUGCAUGGGUUGUACCGACGCGGAGCAGAAUGUGGACAGCAUCAUGUUGAUCUGUUGCGGAACACUUGGCGUGCUAAAAAUGAUAUGGUUCCGCAUUUAUGCAAACAGCUUAACUGUUAAUUACAGCUCCGCCAUAAAGGAUUAUUUGACAAUUGAAAACGUAGAAGAGCGUGCGAUUAUGCGAAAACAUGCCCUUAUAGGAAGGAUCGUCUCUUGCCCCAUGCUAUGCUUCUCCUACUUUAGUUGUAUAAUGUACGGACUGAUACCUCUUCUCAGAUAUGAUAAAAGAAACCAGAUGAACGUAACGAACGAUGACGCAAUAUUGGAGUAUGCAAUACCAUCAGCAUGCACUAUGAAAUACCUUAAUGCUCCAGCAAGCAUGUAUAAAAUUUUGUGCCUCAUCCAAGUUGUUGCGAUGAUACUGUCGACGAAUGCUCAUAUCGGUAACGACGCGUUGUUUCUCAAUAUCGUGUUGCAUAUUUGUGGUCAAGUAAAAAUUCUGAGAGCUCAUUUCAUCGAUUUUAAUGUUACAAGUCCGCGAAUCUGCGAUCGUUUCAAUGCACUAAUUCAAAGACACUGUUACCUGAUAAUGCUGACCAGGAAACUGGCCAAUAUGAUCAGUUUCGUUUUGUUGAUAGAGUUAUUUAUUAUCAGCAUAUUAUUAUGUAUAAUGGGAUUUCAGUUUAUUCUAGCGAUGAAAAAUAAUGACAUUGUUAUGAUGGCAAAAAGUUUAAUAGUGCAAAGUGCCUUUCUGAUCCAACUAACGGUGUACAGCUUUAUCGGAAAUUAUCUGAAGUUCCAGAUGGAAGAAAUAAGGUUCUCCAUCUAUCAAAGCGCUUGGUAUGAUCUUCCUGCGAAACUGAUGAAGAAUUUAGUCUUCAUCUUUAUGCAGACAGAAUCUCCAGUCACUUUGCAAGCUGGAAAUUUCAUAACGAUAAACCUGUCAACAUAUAUGAGUAUCUUAAAGACCUCUUUUUCCUAUUUAUCUGUACUUCGUGUAAUGAUGGAAACGUGA
Formica exsecta is the source of this 1567-nucleotide messenger RNA. RefSeq lists its product as uncharacterized. Gene Ontology annotation, cellular component: plasma membrane. Lineage: Eukaryota; Metazoa; Arthropoda; Insecta; Hymenoptera; Formicidae. The transcript is spliced from 4 exons. The record is from RefSeq and is a predicted model, not a curated record. The coding region runs from base 299 to 1567 and encodes 422 amino acids. Gene Ontology annotation, molecular function: odorant binding; olfactory receptor activity. Gene Ontology annotation, biological process: sensory perception of smell; detection of chemical stimulus involved in sensory perception of smell.